CCAAAUACCACUAUGUUUGCCGUGUGUGGUCCACUGCAUUAUUGACCAAAAAAUAGCAAGUCGUGUCACUGAUCUUGAAGUAAGUUGAGCCAUAUAAUAAUCUUAACAGGCUUUGCUGGUUCUUUACUCGAAUUUCACAAAGAAUUUUCAGUUUUUCAACUUCAAAUACUCGAUCAAAAUUAGUCCUUUUGCCACGAAGAGAAAAUGGCUUUGGUUGGAGAGGCUUUGCUCUCCGGUUCGAUCCAGAUGCUGUGCGAAAAGAUUGCUUCGGGAGAGUUCAUGGCCUUCUUCCGGGCAAGAAGACUCAACCAUUCACUCAUGGACAAGCUGAAGGUGACAUUGAUUACACUUCAUGCAGUGCUCAACGACGCAGAGGAGAAGCAGAUUGUCAACCUUGCCGUCGGGAUGUGGCUUGACGAGCUCAAACAUGCUGUGUUCGAAGCCGAGGACUUGGUGGAUGAGAUCGAUACUGAAGCUUUGCGUCACGAGGUGAAAGAUCAGACUAAGCAAACCCAGGUGUGCAACUUCCUCUCUACCUCUCGUAAUCCUUUUAAUUAUAAAGGCAUGAAUGGUAGAAUAGAGGAGUUAUUUCAGAGGUUAGAACACCUUGCAGAACAGCGAAAUCGCCUUGGUCUUAGAGAAGAUAUUGGGAGCAAGGUUUCACAAAGAACUCCCACAACUUCUGUAGUUGAGGAAGGAUUCUGUCCUUAUGGUAGGGAUAAGGAUAAAGAAAAGUUAAAAAAACUACUGCUGCUAUCUGACAAUGAAAGUAGCAGUAAUUUUGCUGUAGCCCCUAUAGUCGGAAUGGGCGGGGUUGGUAAGACAACCCUUGCUCAACUCCUUUACAAUGAUGAACAAGUUAAAGAGCAUUUUGACAUUCAUGCUUGGGUUUGUGUUUCCGAACAGUACGAUGCUUUGAGGGUGAUUAAGACCCUUAUUGAGCAAAUCACUGAGAAAUCUUGUGAUAUCUCAGAUAUGAAUUCCCUUGAAAUUCGACAAGGGGAACAAGUAAGGAGGGAACAAGGGAGGGGCGUCUCAGAUAUGAAUUCCCUUGAAAUUCGACUAAGGGAGCAAGUAAGGGGAAAGCCAUUUUUAUUUGUCCUGGAUGACCUUUGGAAUGAGAGCUAUGAUGACUGGGAUCGUCUACGAACUCUUUUCACUUAUGGGGCGAAGGGAAGCAAGGUCAUUGUAACAACAAGGAGCAGACGUGUUGCAUCCAUCGUGCGCAAUACUAUUCCAAUUCAUGACUUGGAAAAAUUGUCGGACGAUGAUUGCUGGUUGUUACUGGCAAAACAUGCAUUUAGAAAUGAAAACUCUAGUGCACAUCCAGACUUGGAAGAAGUUGGUAAGAAAAUUGCACGUAAGUGCAACGGUUUGCCUUUAGCUUCAAAAACACUAGGGGGUCUCUUAGGUUGCAACCUAGACUACAAGGAAUGGAAUUACAUAUUGGAUAGCAAUCUUUGGGAUCUUCGACACACUAAUAGUGUUCUUCCUUCUCUAAGAUUGAGUUACCAUUACCUUCCAAGUUACUUGAAACGAUGCUUUGCUUAUUGCUCAAUUUUUCCAAAGGGCUAUGAAUUGGAAAAGGAAACUGUAAUUCUACUAUGGGUGGCAGAAGGUUUAAUUCCACAAUCAGAUGGUGGGAAUACAAUGGAGGAGGUUGGUGAAGGAUACUUUGACGAACUGUUAUCGCGAUCAUUGUUUCAAAGACCAAGAUUGGAUCAACCAGGAUUCACUAUGCAUGAUCUCAUCAAUGACUUGGCUAAGUUUGUGUCUGGAGAGUUUUGUUUUAUGUUGGAUCUGGAACAUUCACAUGAAGCUCGUAAUAGAGUUCGCCACUUCUCGUAUGUGAGAGGAAAAUUUGAUACAUCUUCAAAAUUUCAGCCAUUAGAUGGAGUGAAGUAUUUGCACACAUUCUUUCCAGUGUCUUUAACACCAUAUGACCCAAGUGAUGACAAAGUAUAUGUAAGCAAUAAGGUUCAAGAUGAUUUUCUGCCAACACAAAAAUAUUUACGGGUAAUUUCAUUGUCAAGAUAUCGAAAUAUCACUCACUUACCUGAUUCCAUUGGUAAUCACAUACACUUGCGCUACAUUGAUCUCUCUUAUACGGCAAUUAUAAGGUUACCAGAUACAGUGUGUACCCUCUCCAAUUUACAAACACUGUUGUUGUUAGGUUGUUCUUCUCUUGUUAAACUGCCUGCAGACAUGAGGAAAUUAAUUCAUUUGCGUCAUCUUGAUAUUGGCGGAACUCACAUAGAAGAAAUGCCCGUGCAUAUGGGUAGAUUAAAAAGCUUGAGAACACUGACAGCUUUUGUGUUGGGGAAAUCUACUGGGUCAAGCAUUGCAGAACUGAGGGAGUUGUCGCACCUUCGAGGGAAAAUUUCUAUCUUGAAUCUGGAAAAUGUAGUCAGAGCUAUUGAUGCCUUGCUGAAGGAUAAGAUUGAUCUCAAUGAGGUAGAGUUGAAAUGGGGUUAUAACGUUUUCCAUGAUUCCGUAAAAGAGAGACAGGUACUUGAAGGACUACAACCUUCGGUAAAUUUGGUGAAACUAACAAUCAGAUUUUAUGGUGGAACCAGUUUCCCGAAUUGGGUGGGAGACUCGUCCUUCCCCAACCUACAAGUGAUGCGUCUCGAAGGUUGUAGUAAUUGCAGCUCACUGCCACCAGUUGGUCGGCUACCUGCUCUCAAAGAGCUCUACGUAGAAGGGAUGGAAUUUGUUACGAGUGUUGGUGUUGAAUUCUAUGGGGGAAAUCAACCAUUUCAAUCUUUAGAGAAGCUAGAGUUUAGGAAUAUGCGAAGGUGGGAGGAAUGGCUGCCGAGUCCAAGUGGAGGUGAAAGUCCAGACUUUCCUCGUCUUAAGGAGCUGAUUUUAGACGAAUGUCCGAAGCUGAGAGGAAACUUGCCCACUCAUCUUCCUUCCCUGGAGAUACUUAGGGUCCGUCAAUGUGAGGUACUACAUUUGCCGAUGGGGACGCUGCCGUGGCUUCAGAUGCUUGAAACUAGUUUUAAAGGCGGGACAGAGUGGUUGUUGGAAAUGGUGCACAACGUUAAUCGUCUUCAAAGUUUGACUUUAUAUGAAUGUUCCUCACGCUUGUCGUUCCCAACAAAUGGUCUGCCCACCACGCUGACGUCACUCAGUAUACUAUAUUGCAAGAAAUUAGAAUUCCUAUCACGUGAGAUGAUGGCCAAAUUGACUUCCCUUCAGUCUUUGGAUUUAACAGAGAGCUGUGAUUCUCUGAGGUCGUUCCCUUUGGGCAUUUUCCCCAACCUUUCAUCUCUUAUUAUCCGUGGUUGUGAGAAUCUGGAAUCUCUUUCCGUUGAAGGAGGAGCAGAUGAAAAUCUCAGCCAUCUCAACUCCCUGUUUAUUUUGUACUGUCCAAAUCUUGUCUCUUUUCCCGACGGGGGAUUGCCCACUCCCAACCUCACUUCCUUUUUAGUCGUUGACUGCAAGAAUUUGAAGUUGUUGCCGGACCGCAUGCACACCCUCACCGCCCUUCAAGAAUUAACGAUAGAAAGUCUUCCAAAUGUGGUGUCAUUUGCACAAGGGGGUUUGCCUCCCAACCUACAAUCAUUUCGGAUCGGCUGGUGUGAGAGACUGAGGCCUUCAGUGGAAUGGGGAUUGCAAGGGCUUGUCUCUCUUCUACAAUUUCGGAUCGAAGGAAACAAGGAUCUGCUGGAGACGUUGCUCAAUGAACAGCUGCUCCCUACCACUCUUCACACACUCCGAAUCUCUUCUGUAUCGAAUCUGAAAUCUUUGGACGGAAAGGGACUUGAGCACCUCACUUCUCUUCAACACCUAAACAUUUUAUGGUGCGCGAGUCUCAAAUUCCUGCCAAAAGAGGGUUUUCCGGCGUCUCUUUCUUAUCUGAGCAUCUGGGAUUGUCGUUCUCUCAAGAAGAGGCAUCUGAAGAAGUGGUAUGAGAAGGUAGCUGGCAUUCCUUGCAUAGAGAUAGAUGGAGAAGUCAACAUCUUGUGAGCUUUCAUUUCACUCUCUCCAACUCUCAACUCUCAACUCUCAACUCUCAAGACAAAAGCCAGGAGAGUGCGAGGGGAGUGAAUUAUUUCUAGUCUGAUACUGUGGAACUACUUGGGGGUCGAUAUAUAUGAUUCUCCUGCAUGACAAGAGGUAUAUCGGAUUAUCCAAUGGUGCUCUGAUUUUCUGGACUGUCAAGUUUGAAAUCUAUUGCAUGGAAAUGGACUUACAACACCUCCCACUCUCGCAAUUCCUGACGGGACAGGGACCUCUAGACCUCAGCUCUCGUCAACAGCUAUAUAAAGAUUGAAUGUAUCUGGGACUUCGUCGGUCCAGAGAGAAAACUAUUGAACUGCAAAGACAGGAUUAUUGGAGGGAAAAUGAUGUUAGCUUACACCAAACACUCAGGUGCAUAUAUAUAUGUUUCUCUGCAAACACAAUGGUUGGAGAGAGCAUGGCUUAUUGGCACCGCUUGCUAGAAUGCCGGUGUACUAGACUUGGUGGCUGGCUGCUGCGUCUACAGAUUUCAGUAUGGCAACUCUGCGAUUGUAAAGAUAGGAUUACCUACAGCCAACGAUUUAAACAUACAUCAAUUAGUUGUCCUUGAAUGGUGCUAGCUCCAGCUAUCUGGCAUGAAUAUAAUUCUCCUUUAAUUGGAGGGAUAUGCUUUUGUACAGACAGAGUGCGCCUGAUCUUUCGUCAUGCUUACGGAUGUUGGUAUUCCAGUAAAUGAUAUUACUAGAAUAAGGGGUUGGCUGGUGUUCUACGGAUUUCAGAGUGAUACUUCUUACAUUGAGCACUGCAGAUGAGCGGAGUAUAUUUUUAAUCUGAGGUAUGAAAAAGGAAAGCAGUUGAGUUGGCAUCCUACUGACGUGGAUUUGAGAGAAAACAUGCUUUUCACAGUUCGAUUUGGAAUGAAAUGGUAGAAAGCGUGUGAAGGUCCACUGGAGAUAUGUUUCUCUCUUUUAACACAACAGUUGAAGAGUGCCUAAUGGCUGAGCUUGCUUGAAUGCCAUUCAAUUCAACUAUAUGCUAAGUCAGGACAAUGUGAUGGUAGUAGCAGUUUAAAAUCUUUGGACAGAAAUGGACAUUCAACAGGGACCUGCAGACCGCAGUUCUCGUCAACAUCUAUAUAAAGAUUAAGUGUAUGUGGGAUGUCAUUGGCCUAGAGAGAAAACUAUUGAACAGUAAAGAUAGGGUAAUCAGAGGGCAAACGAUGUUAGCUUACAUCAACCACUUAGGACAGUAUCAUCAAAUAUAAUAGCAACUGGUUUUAGCUUACAUAUCAAUUACUAGUUGUUGAUUGGUGCGGCGGCAAUCUCUCGCAUAUAUGAUUCACCCUGCAUGGGAUAAAAUGCCUUUGUCAUCUUUAGGUAGCUGUACACACAUACGUUUCUAUACAAACACAAUGGUUGAAGAGAGCAUGGCUUAUUGGCACCGCUUUCUAGAAUGCCAGUUUUACGACUCGGUGGCUGUCUGCUGCCACGCCUACAGAUUUCAGUGACAACACAAUGGGACUACAUAUGUGUGGGCUUUAUUGAUGCAGAUGGCAACUCUGGAAAUGUAAAGAAAGGAUCAUCUACUGCCAAAAAUUUAAACAUGCAUCGGUUAGUUGUCCUUGAAUGGUGCUACUCCAGCUAUCUGGCAUGAAUAUAAUUCUCCUUUAAUCGGAGAGAUUUGUACAAACAAAGUGGUUGAACAGCGCGCUUGAUCCUUGUAGCACUGUCAUCAUGCUUGCGUCUGUUGAUAUUCCAGAGUAUCUUGUUAGGCUGAGGUAUGAAAAGGGAAAGCAGUUGAGUUGGCAUCCUAUUGAAAUGGAUUUGAGAGAUAAUACGCUUUUCAAAGUUGGAUUUAGAGAAACGGUAAAAAGCGUGUGAAGGUAAAGCUCUGCGUUCUUUUCCUGCAUUUUCAUCAAAAUGUAGCAGCUGUAUAAAGAGAAUCUGCGGUCUUUGGAUCUUGUAUACAGCUGUGAUUCUCUGAGGUCGUUCCCUUUGGGCAUUUUCCCCAACCUUUCAUCUCUUUAUAAAAAUCAUUGUGAGAAUCUGGAGUCCCUUUCUGUUGAAGGAGGAGCAGAUGAAAAUCUCAGCCAUCUCAACUCCCUGUCUAUUUUGCAAUGUCCAAAACUUGUCUCUUUUCCCGACGGUGGAUUGCCCACUCCCAACCUCACUUCCUUUUUAUUAAGGGAAUGCGAGAAUUUGAAGUUGUUGCCGGACCGCAUGCACACCCUCACCGCCCUUCAAAGUUUGGAGAUAGGAUUUCUUCCAAAUGUGGUGUCAUUUGCACAAGGGGGUUUGCCUCCCAACCUACAGUCAUUUGUGAUCGUAUAUUGUGACAGACCGAGGCCUGCAGUGGAGUGGAGAUUGCAAGGACUUGCCUCUCUUUGAGAAUUUUCUAUCAGCGGAAACAAGGAUCUGGUGGAAGAACAGCUGCUCCCUGCCACUCUUCACACUCUCCAAAUCUAUGAUGUAUCGAAUCUGAAAUCUUUGGAUGGCAAGGGCCUUGAGCACCUCACAUCUCUUCAACACCUACACAUUGAAGAGUGCGAGAGUCUCAAAUUCCUGGUAAAAGAGGGUUUUCCGGCAUCUCUUUCUUAUCUGAGCAUCUGGUAUUGUCCUUCUCUGAAGAAGAGGUAUCUGAAGAAGAGGUAUGAAAACGUAGCUCGCAUUCCUUGCAUAGAGAUAGACGGAGAAUUCAACAUCUUGUGAGCUUUCAUUUCACUCUCUCCAACUCUCAACUCUCAAGACAAAAGCCAGGAGAGUGGUGAGGGGAGUGAAUUAUUUCUAGUCUGAUACUGUGGAACUACUUGGGGUCGAUAUAUAUGAUUCUCCUGCAUGACAAGAGCGAGCAAGCAAUCCUGUAAAGAUAGGAUUAUCAAAUGGUGCUCUGAUUUUCUGGACUGCUAAGUUUGAAAUCUUUUGGACGGAAAUGGACUUACAACACCUCCCACUCACGCAAUUCCUGCCAGGAGAGGCACCUCUAGACCUCAGCUCUCGUCAACAGCUAUAUAAAGAUUGAAUGUAUGUGGGACUUCGUUGGUCCAGAGAGAAAACUAUUGAACUACAAAGAUAGGAUUAUCAGAGGGAAAACGAUGUUAGCUUACAUCAACCACUCAGGUGCAUAUACAUAUGUUUCUCUGCAAACACAAUGGUUGGAGAGAGCAUGGCUUAUUGGCACCGCUUGCCAGAAUGCCAGUGUUACUAGACUUGGUGGCUGGCUGCUGUGCCUACAGAUGUCAGUAUGGCAACUCUGGGAUUGUAAAGAUAGGAUUAUCUACAGCCAACUAUUUAAACAUGCAUCAAUUAGUUGUCUUUGUAUGGUGCUAGCUCCAGCUAUCUGGCAUGCUCCUUUAAUAGGGGAGAUAUGCCUUUGUACAGACAAGGUGGUUGAACAGCUCGCUUGAUCCUUGUAGCACUAUUCUCAUGCUUGCGUUUGUUGGUAUUCCAGUAAAUAAUAUUACUAGAAUAAGUGGUUGGCUGGUGUGCUACUGAUUUCACAAGAAUGAUAAUUCUUACGUUGGGCACUGCAGGCAAGCUGAGUAUCUUGUUAAGCUGAGGUAUGAAAAAGGGAAGCGGUUGAGUUGGCAUCCUAUUGUAUUGAAAUGGAUUUGAAAGAAAACAUGCCCUUCACGGUUCGAUUCAGAAUUAAAUGGUAGAAAGCGUAAGGAACAUCUUAUCUCCUGGAAGUGAUCCAAAGGAACUGAGAGGUUAUAGCAUUCUUCUCACCGUUGUGGAUUUCAUGAGCAAUCAAGAGUAUUCAAAGUUGCAUCUGGACUCAGAGGUCCACUCACUCACUAUAUAUGUAGGCGAUCAUUUGAUUUGUUAACCGUUCUUGAGGAAGAUGCAGUGGAGAAAUAGACGAUGCUUCGCCUUAACCCAAGUUUGAUGGGUAAAGUUGGAGCAGCGGGCUCUCAAAUUUAGAAACCUUCUUGCCAAAUGCACACUUUGUUGCUGCCAGUGGAGUUCAUUUUCCUCUGCACGUACGUUGAGGCCAGAGCCCUAUGUCGUUGACUGCCGAUGGUGGCUGAUUUGGAGGCUGCUGCUGUGGUAGUGGAGAGUCAUUCCACUCUAGCUUUGGUAGGGCUGUUGCAAAGGAGGAGGAUUAUUCUGCGUCUGGCCCAGUAUUAUGCGAGACGAGAGGCCUAAAAGGUUGCACGUAGACUUGCACGAUAUCAAGAGUUGCUAUAGUUUGACGACUCCCCUGGACAUUAUUUUGGAUGUUUUAGUUAAUAGAAGCUAGACCGUCAUAUCUUGUAAAUUGUUGGUGCGCGGUACUCUUUUUCCUUCAGUUGGGUUGAAAUUCCCGACAAGGUUUUGAUGAGGCCACUCUUUAACACCCUAUCGUCUUGUACAUUUUUCUUUCGAUAGUAACAACUAGCACACAUUUAGUUAAAAGAAAAUUCCAUUUCGGGUUCAGACCCUAAA
This is a messenger RNA of Pyrus x bretschneideri (Chinese white pear), 8393 nucleotides long. Its product is annotated as putative disease resistance RPP13-like protein 1. Gene Ontology annotation, molecular function: ADP binding. The coding region runs from base 205 to 3975 and encodes 1256 amino acids. The transcript has 24 exons. NCBI's taxonomy places the organism in Eukaryota, Viridiplantae, Streptophyta, Magnoliopsida, Rosales, Rosaceae. The record is from RefSeq and is a predicted model, not a curated record. Gene Ontology annotation, biological process: defense response to other organism.